AUGUCGUACUAUCCCGGCCAAGGCUACCAUAACCAAGGGCCUCCUCCGCCUCAGCAACAACAACAACAACAGUAUGGAGGAUAUCCUCCUCAGCAAGGAUACGGCGGUUAUUCGAAUGCACCCCAGCAGCCCCAACACGGAAACUACGGCGCCCCUCCACCGCAGCCACAAUACGGCGGCGCAUACCAGCAACUACCGCCACAGCAGCAGGGCUACGGCGGCUACUCGCAGCCUCCAGCUCAGCACUAUGCUCCUCAACCACAAUUGCCCAGCGGCCAGAACAUCUACCAACAGCACAACCUCCGUCAAGGCGCCCCUCCACCCCCGCCCCAGGGCAUGCAAACCUUUGGCCACGGCGCUCCCAAUGGCUACUCGUUCCAAUACUCCAACUGUACCGGCAAGCGCAAGGCCCUGCUGAUCGGCAUCAACUACUUUGGCCAAAAGGGCCAGCUCCGAGGUUGCAUCAACGAUGUUAAGAACAUGUCAAACUACCUCAUGGAGGCCUUUGGUUACAAGCGCGAGGACAUGGUCACCUUGACCGACGACCAGCAAAAUCCCAUGAGCCAGCCCACAAAGCAGAACAUCCUGCGCGCCAUGCAUUGGCUCGUCAAAGACGCUCAGCCCAACGACUCGCUCUUCUUCCACUACUCCGGUCACGGUGGUCAGACCGAAGACGUUGACGGCGACGAGGAAGACGGCUACGACGAGGUUAUCUACCCCGUUGACUUCCGCCAAGCUGGACAUAUUGUUGACGAUGAGAUGCACUACAUCAUGGUCAAGAACUUGGUCGCUGGUGUGCGUCUUACUGCUAUCUUCGAUUCGUGUCACUCCGGUUCCGCUCUGGAUCUUCCGUACAUCUACUCCACUCAAGGUGUGCUCAAGGAGCCCAACCUUGCAAAAGAAGCUGGCCAAGGUCUGCUAGGCAUUGUUAGCAGUUACGCUCGUGGUGAUCUUGGCGGCAUGGCCAGCACCGCCAUGGGUCUAUUUAAGAAGGUCACCAAGGGCAACGACAGCUACGAAGCCAACAAACGCACAAAGACUUCGCCUGGAGAUGUCAUCAUGUGGAGUGGUAGUAAAGACGACCAAACCUCGGCAGACGCUUCUAUCGCCGGUCAGGCUACUGGAGCCAUGUCGUGGGCGUUCAUCGGCGCUCUGAGGAAGAACCCCCAGCAGAGUUACGUACAGUUACUCAACAGCAUUCGUGAAGAAUUGGAAGGAAAAUACUCGCAAAAGCCUCAACUGAGCGCCAGUCACCCUAUCGACACAAACCUGCUGUAUGUCAUGUAA
Messenger RNA from Aureobasidium subglaciale EXF-2481, 1287 nucleotides. RefSeq lists its product as uncharacterized. NCBI's taxonomy places the organism in Eukaryota, Fungi, Ascomycota, Dothideomycetes, Dothideales, Saccotheciaceae. Bases 1 to 1287 code for a protein of 428 amino acids. Gene Ontology annotation, molecular function: cysteine-type endopeptidase activity. The record is from RefSeq and is a predicted model, not a curated record. The transcript is spliced from 4 exons. Gene Ontology annotation, biological process: proteolysis.